Molecule: messenger RNA, 1385 nt
Organism: Maylandia zebra (zebra mbuna)
Lineage: Eukaryota; Metazoa; Chordata; Actinopteri; Cichliformes; Cichlidae
Product: phospholipase B1, membrane-associated
Biological process (GO): phospholipid metabolic process
Cellular component (GO): brush border membrane
Molecular function (GO): phosphatidylcholine lysophospholipase A1 activity; retinyl-palmitate esterase activity; A2-type glycerophospholipase activity
Source: RefSeq, a predicted model, not a curated record
CUUCUCCCUCUGUCCCCUCCUCAGUUGAAUUUGUGAAGGCCGCAGAUAUCAAAGUCAUCGCCGCCUUGGGGGAUUCUCUGACAACGGCUAUCGGCGCCAACGCCACUACUGUCCUCGGCAUUCCCAUUGAGUUUCGUCACGUGUCAUGGAGCAUUGGAGGCUAUGGGACAUAUCAAGAUGUCAUUACUUUGGCAAAUAUCAUCAAGCUGUUUAACCCCAGUCUGCUUGGAGCUUCUCCUGGAAAGACAGUUCAUGGGAUGCAGGCUCAUAUCAGUGAAACGGGCUUCAACUUGGCCGUAACUGGACACAACACCUUCAAUCUCCCCGGUCAGACGAGACAUUUGAUAGACACACUGAGAGGUUACGAGGGUCUCAACUUUGAAGAGGACUGGAAGCUUUUGACUAUUCUCAUGGGCAUGAAUGACAUCUGUGAUUACUGCAAAGAUAAAGCUCUUUUUUCAGUAGAUAACUUCAUCCACUAUAUGACUGUCUCGUUGGAAAUGCUUAUGAAUGAGGUUCCCCGUAUGAUUGUGAACGUGGUUCAGAUCCUCCCCAUGCAGACUUUGAGGGAGGUGCAGAAGCCCACCCCAGGGUGUUUGCUCCAGCGGUCUUUCUGCUCGUGCCUGAUAGAGCCAGUAGCCAGAUCUCCUGAACUCCGGGAGCUGGUGGAGGUCAAUCUGGAAUUCCAGAAAAGACUCGAGAAGCUGCUGUACAGCGACCGCUUCUUCAGGGACGACUUCGCCGUUGUUCUCCAGCCCUUUUUGAAGAACGCGGACCCGCCCCGCCUCCCGAACGGGAAGAUCGAUAUGACUUUCUUCACUCACGACUGCUUCCACUUUACCAUAAAGGGACAUGAGGAGCUGGCCAAGGGACUGUGGAACAACAUGUUUCAGCCCGAGGGAGAAAAGACGAUUGUGAGCAGCUUCUCUGACCCCAUCACUCUCAUCUGUCCGCCUAUGGAACACCCAUAUAUCUUCACUCGACCGAUCGCAGCCAAGUCAGACCAACCUACCCUCCAGACUGACGCUCCAUCACCAGCAGUCAUCUUCCUGCUGCUCCUCCUGGCACAGUUUGGAGUUAUGUAGCUUUUAAUUCCUUUUCCCGACGCAAAACACACAGAGGGCGAAAGGAGUUUUUUAGCCAUUCACCAGCAUGGAGGAAAUGACUGCAAACUGACAGAUUUGACAACAAACAAUCAUUGCAAUCAUGCAGCCGAAAUAUCUGAAUCUCAGAGGAUGUUGGAGAUGGACGAGAUGAGGAUAGGGGAGCUUCAGAUGGUUGGGGGUUGUCUCUAUAAUAUUGCAAGAUUUUUACUAAAUAAAGUGCCUGGAGAUGACUGGUGUUGUGAACUGUUCUUCAAAGUGAACUGAACUGAGAAAUGUGAC